Molecule: messenger RNA, 1561 nt
Organism: Salvia miltiorrhiza (redroot sage)
Lineage: Eukaryota; Viridiplantae; Streptophyta; Magnoliopsida; Lamiales; Lamiaceae
Product: putative pectate lyase 21
Exons: 5
Coding region: 396-1388 (330 amino acids)
Molecular function (GO): pectate lyase activity
Source: RefSeq, a predicted model, not a curated record
CAAACAGCCAGAAAAUAUUAUACAUAAACAAUUCGGUGUAACCUAACCCACCAAACACCCCUUAAAGAUAUAGUGUGAGGUGUGCAUAUGAUUAGCAUUUCCCCCAGACAGAAAGCGUUACUGAGCAAAGUCAAAAAGGCUAAUGUAAUAAAGAAAGUGUCGGUUUGAUCUCCAUUAAUAACAGCCAUGCAUUCCACAAAUAUCAACUGUUUCUUCAAUCUUAAGUGAAUUGAAGGCCAAGUUCAGUUUCAAAUCCGGCCAAACAAAUUGUUUCAACACCUCAUUAAUGGCCAUGCCCGUUUCUUCAAAGCCUAUUGCCACAACAACUCAACAAUUAUAUAUUGGCCCCCUCCUGUAAACACACACACACACUGAAAUUGGAGCAGCAGUGAAACAUGGGGUUGCAGUUGCCGUACGGAAACUUAGAUUCCAGCCUGCGGGGUUUGGCGGGCCAAGCUGAGGGCUUCGGGCGUUUUGCUGUCGGCGGCCAAAACGGCGCCGUUUACCCCGUCACCACUCUAGCUGAUGAUGGGCCUGGUUCACUACGCUAUGGCUGUCGUAAAAAGGAAGCUGUGUGGAUCAUAUUCCAAGUGUCAGGCACCAUCCAGCUCUCAUCUUAUCUGAGCGUCUCGUCUUACAAGACCAUCGACGGGCGCGGUCAGAAAAUUAAGCUCACCGGCAAAGGUCUGAGGUUGAAGGAGUGCGAGCAUGUCAUAAUCUGCAACCUACGACUCGAGGGGGGCGUCGGAGCCGAUGCCGACGCCAUUCAGAUCAAGCCUAAUUCGCACCAUAUAUGGAUAGACCGUUGCAGCCUCAGUGAUUUUGCCGAUGGACUCGUAGAUAUCAGCCGUCAGAGCACAGACAUUACUAUCUCACGGUGCCAUUUUGCUAACCAUAACAAGACAAUCCUGAUUGGUGCCGAUCCUUCGCAUGUAGGUGAUAGAUGCAUGCGGGUUACGAUUCACCAUUGUUUCUUUGAUGGCACGCGGCAGAGGCACCCGCGCGUGAGAUUUGGGAGAGUUCAUUUGUACAAUAAUUACACCACAAACUGGGGAAUCUAUGCUGUUUGUGCCAGUGUCGACUCUCAGGUUUACUCACAGUGCAACAUAUACGAAGCAGGACAUAAGAAGAUCGCCUUUAAGUACUACAAGGAAAAGGCAGGUGAUAAGGAUGAGGAGUGCAGCGGGUGGAUUAAAUCUGAAGGCGACUUAUUUGUUGGCGAAACAGAGUCAGGGUUGGUGGAAUGCGGCGGCGAGGGUUCUGUAUUUGAUCCAUGCGAAUACUACCAGAAAUGGACUGUGGCGCCGCCCACACAUGAACUCAAACACUAUCUUCAACACUGCACCGGAUGCCAACAUAUCUGCCUACCUUCUCACUCACUCAAUUGAACUUACAACCCAUCUUUUUUUUUUCUCCAAAAUUAAGGCUUCUCAUUCAUGGAGUUAGCCACUUACCAGUUUACGUUAAUGACCAACAAUAUGUAUUGCCUUUUUUCUUUUGGAUUUGUGGAACGCUUACAUGCCUUUUUAAGCAUUCUAUAACAGUUUUUAUUUGGAUAAAA